AAUCUUAGAUUUGUAUUCUUUUAAGUUUUCAUAAAUUGUGUUGUUUGUAAUUGUCCGUAAUGAGUAGAAGUGCCCAAAAACGUUAUCAGUGCGCAAUUAUUUUACGCGGCCGCCCAAGUUGUCAGUUCUAAGGAGUCCGUGGUAUACGGCCAACGCUAUUUUUUACAGGCGCGAAUCGCCUUUAGUUUUUGUAUUAUUAAUUGUCAGGCGCUAAUCGCCGUGGAACAUUUGAGUGUAAAUUGUGGGCACGAAUUGCCAAAUUUUUUUUAUUACACACAAUCGAGUUAUUGGAUUAAUUGCGUGAGCGCUAAUCGCCACUGAAAUAGUCCAUUUAUUUUUGAGAGCGCAAAAUCGCCACGUUUUAUUAUUCUUGUUUAGGCACGAUUGCUCGAUUUGCUACCUCGUAUGGUAUUAUUUUAUUUAUCUUAUGAAAUCAUAUAGUAUAUGACGUACAGGUUGCGGCUGGCCAGACCACACACAACAAAGUUUCUCAAAGUGUAAUAGAGAAUUUAUGCCGUUUGUAUUAUUUUAUUGAAAAACGAUCAAAUUGUAUGUUAUCAAAUUAUGACAAAAUCAAUCAGAAAUCGAGUCGAUCUAGAAGGAUGUGAAGGAACACGCUGUAAACCCACAUCAGAAAAACCAAAUCUGGAUGGAGAUUGGUUUAAUUUUUACCUGUUAAUAAUACUGUACAUAAUACAAGGUAUACCUGUAGGAUUGUCUGGUGCUCUUCCAAUCAUUUUACAGAGUAAAAAAAUGGUGACUUAUGAAGAUCAAGCUGCAUUUAGUAUUUCAUUGUGGCCUUAUAGUAUGAAACUUUUGUGGGCUCCAGUAGUAGAUGCACUCUAUGUUAAAUGCAUAGGUAGGCGUAAAUGUUGGAUAAUACCGCUCCAAUUGUUAAUGGGGUUACUGGUACUUUACAUGGCCAGUAACAUCGACGAUUGGUUACCCGAGUCAGGAAAACCAAACCUAAAAAUGUUAAUAAUCGUGGUUUUUGUGGUUAAUAUUUUAUCAGCUACUCAAGAUAUUGUCGUCGACGGUUGGGCAUUGACUAUGCUGGAUAAGAAGAACGUGGGUUAUGCCUCAACGUGCAAUUCAGUGGGAGUACCGUUUGGAAUGUUCAUAGGUUCCGUUUGUUUCACACUGCUCGUGUCAGAUCAAUUCAAUACUACUUAUUUUCAAGCUACGCCUGGCGCCGGAGGACUAAUUUCUAUGAAAAGUUUUUUAUAUUUUUAUGGCACCAUGACUUUGGUGAUCACAUCUAUAGUGGCCAUAUUCAAAAAAGAAAAGGAUAGCAGAUUAGAAGAUGGAUACGUAAAUAUCAACGUAUUUCAGAAUUAUAAAUUACUAUGGGAUAUUUUGAAACUACCACGGAUUAGAGUGUUGGCAUUAGCUUUACUGACAACUAGGAUUGGGUACACUGCAACAGAUAGUGUAUCAAAUUUGAAGCUUAUUGAUGCUGGUGUAUCUAAAGAUGACAUUAUGAUAAUUACUACAGCUCUUUAUAUUAUAAAAUGCAUAAUGCCUAUAUUUGUAUCUAAGUAUAUUACUGGCCCGAAACCGAUGAGUUAUUUCCUCAAAAUAACACCUUUCAGAUUAAUUUGGUGUACUACUUAUGUUGUACUGAUUUAUUACACACCGAGUUUGAUACGAAAAGAUGGCCUUGUCACUGUACCAACAUAUUAUUAUUUUAUAAUGGGAUUAGUUCUAAUAACAAACGAGGUACUGAAUUUUUUCAUGUUAUUAACUUUGUUUGCUUUCUUUUGCCGAUUGAGUGAUCCUCGUUUUGGAGGCACAUAUAUGACGUUAUUCAAUACAUUUUUCUAUUUGGGAUUCUUACUAUCCAAUACUUUGGUUUUGAAACUGGUCGCCUUUUUAACUUUUAGAAAGUGUUCGAAUAAUGACCAGAACAGCUGUACAACUACAGAUUUAAAUAAUCUAUGCAAAACCAAUGGAGGAAGUUGUGUUGUAUCUGUUGACGGAUAUUAUAUAGUGGUUUUCAUAAGUUUGAUCAUUGGGUUUGUUUGGUACGGUGUUUUUAAAAAUAUAAUCAAGAAGUAUCAAUCUUUGAACGCUUCUCAUUGGAUGAUAAAUAUCAAACGACCUGUAACAGCAGUCGAAUCAUGCCUUAUACCCACGUGAUUAAAGAUAAUGCAACUAUUAAGUGUAUCACCAUGUACAUUUUUACAAUGUCAAAAGUAUAAUACGUUUUUGAAAUUCGUAGUUUUUGAGACAUUUUAAAUCCGUUUUCAAAAAAAAACUACCAUUAAAAAAUUUAUUGUAUGUACACUUGUAAUUAUUGUAAUUAUUUAAGUAAUCAUCUCAAUAUUAUAGAAAAAUGAAAAAAGUUUAA
Messenger RNA from Acyrthosiphon pisum (pea aphid), 2350 nucleotides. RefSeq names its product acetyl-coenzyme A transporter 1. Gene Ontology annotation, cellular component: membrane. The coding region runs from base 565 to 2139 and encodes 524 amino acids. Lineage: Eukaryota; Metazoa; Arthropoda; Insecta; Hemiptera; Aphididae. The record is from RefSeq and is a predicted model, not a curated record. Gene Ontology annotation, biological process: acetyl-CoA transmembrane transport. Gene Ontology annotation, molecular function: acetyl-CoA transmembrane transporter activity. The transcript is spliced from 10 exons.